This is a messenger RNA of Astyanax mexicanus (Mexican tetra), 1868 nucleotides long. Its product is annotated as tripartite motif-containing protein 16-like. Bases 23 to 1714 code for a protein of 563 amino acids. Gene Ontology annotation, molecular function: zinc ion binding; protein binding. The record is from RefSeq and is a predicted model, not a curated record. The transcript has 7 exons. NCBI's taxonomy places the organism in Eukaryota, Metazoa, Chordata, Actinopteri, Characiformes, Acestrorhamphidae.
CUCAGUCUGUGAGAGCAGUAAGAUGGCAGAGGUCAGUAUUUUAGAUCAGGAUCAGUUCAGCUGUUCAGUCUGUCUGGAUCUACUGAAGAAUCCAGUAACUAUUCCCUGUGGACACAGUUACUGUAUGGUGUGUAUUUACAGACACUGGGAUCAGGAGGAUCAGAGGGGGGUCUACAGCUGCCCCCAGUGCAGAGAGACGUUCACUCCGAGGCCUGUUCUACGCAGAAACAACAUGCUGGCUGAAGUGGUGGAGAAACUGAAGAAGACAGAAGUCCGAGCUGCUUCUCCUGCUCACUGUUACGCUGGAGCUGGAGAUGUGGAGUGUGAUUUCUGUACUGGGAGGAAACGUAAAGCUACGUUGUCCUGUCUGACGUGUCAGGCCUCUUACUGUAAGACUCAUCUACAAGCUCACUAUGAAGUUCCUGCAUUAAAAAAGCACAAGAUGAUCACAGUCUCCAAACAGCUACAGGAGAAGAUCUGCUCUCAGCAUGAUAAACUGAUGGAGAUCUACUGUCGUACUGAUCAGAGCUGCAUCUGUUAUUUGUGUACGAUGGAUGAACACAAAGGUCAUGAUUCAGUUGCAGCUUCAGCUGAAAGAAUAAAAAAACAGCCACAACUAAAGAACAUGCUGACAGAUUUCCAGCAGAGAAUCCAGAGGAAAGAGAAGAAGCUGCAGGAGGUGAAACAGGCUGUGGAAAGUCUUAAACUCUCUGCACAGUCAGCAGUGGAGGACAGUGAGAGGAUCUUUACUGAGCUGAUCCGCUCCAUUGAGAAAAAGCGCUCUGAGGUAACAGAGCUGAUCAGAGAUCAGGAGAAGACUGAACUGAGUGCAGCUGAAGAACUCCUGGAGCAGCUGGAGCAGGAGAUCACUGAUCUAAAGAGGAGAAACACUGAGCUGGAGCAGCUUUCACACACAGAGGAUCACAUCCACUUCCUCCAGAGCUUCAAGUCUGUGAGUGUCUCUUCUGAAGAUGAAGAUUCACCCAGCAUCACUGUCCAUCAUCAUCAUCUCUCAUUUGAUGGAGUGAGGAAAUCUCUCUCUGAUCUGAAAGAGCGACUGGAGGAAUUCUGCAGGAAGGAAAUCAGUGAAAUCUCUGAUCAGGUUUCAGAACUUUGGAUGAUUUUACCAUCAGAGCCAAAGAGCAGAGAAGACUUUAUGCAGUAUUUCCGUCACCUGACUCUGGAUCCCAACACCGUAAAUCAGUUCCUCAGUCUGUCUGAGAACAACAGAUUGGUGCAGAACAGUAGAAAAGUGCAGCCGUACUCUGAUCAUGCAGAGAGAUUUGACUACUGGAAGCAGGUGUUGAGUAAGGAGAGUGUGAGUGGACGCUGUUACUGGGAGGUUCAAUGGAGCAGUAAGGGACAUGAGGUCUCCAUAUCAGUCUCAUAUAAAGGAAUCACCCGAAAAGGACGGAAUAAAGAGUGUUUGUUUGGACACAAUGAUCAGUCCUGGAGUCUGCAGUGUUUUCCCUCUCUCUCUUUCUGUCACAACAACACUGAGACUAAGAUCUCAGCUCCUCCAUCCUCCAGAAUAGGAGUGUAUGUGGAUCACAGAGCAGUAACUCUGUCCUUCUACAGCGUCUCUGAUACAAUGACCCUCCUACACACAGUCCACACCACAUUCACUCAGCCCCUCUACGCUGGAUUUGGAGUGGAUUCAGGAUCAUCUGUGAAGUUAAGUGAUGAAGAUGAUGUUGGUUUAUCUGGACGUUAAGAAGCAUUAGUGUUUCCUCGUUCAUAAACACGGACUAUUGGUCUAGUUUACUGUUUGUGUGCAUUACUGUACUUUUCUCUCAUUUGAAUUAAUUAUAGUGUUUUAAAUCAUUAGUGUCUCAUAACCCAUAAACCAACCCAACUAACUAACAGGA